AUGGCGCAAGCUACUUCCACAUCGCUUGUUCUUGCAUGCCUGCUGAUGGCCACCAUCAUGGCUCCUGGUGGCACCUCCGGUACCUCGGAGGCCCUGCCAACCACGACCGGCGGCGGUGUGCGGCCGCCUGCCACAGCGGCGACGCUGCCAACACUUGGCGGCAGGGGCGGCCUCUCCACCACCGACACGGAGGCGCCGCCAACGACGACAGGCGGGAGUGGGCACUGGCCGCCCGCAGCCAUGGCGGUGACGCUGCCAACAGUAGGCGGGGGCGGCAGCGGCCUCUCCACCACGGACACGGAGGCGCCGCCCACCAUGACAGGCGGCAGUGGGCACUGGCUGCCUGCAGCCACGGCGGUGACGCUGCCGCCAACGCCAACAGUAGGCGGCUGCGGCCACGGCCUCUCCACCACCACGGACACGGAGGCACUGGGCGGUGGCAAGCUGCCGCUCUGGGUCGAGCGGCUUCUGGCCCUGGGCGGAGCGCGGCCAUCGCUCGGAGAAAUGGUGGGGACGAAGCGCGUUGUCGUGGCCAAGAACGCCACCAGCGGCGACGGCCAGUUUGCCAGCAUCACCGCUGCUUUGGCGGCGCAAGAGGACCAAAUUGGAGGAGUGUACAAUGAGACUCUAAACAUCACCCGGAAGCAUGUGAUCCUGAUCGGAGAAGGCGCCGGGAAGACGGUGAUCACCGGGAACAAGAGCCACCGGUUUCACAACCUCAGCACGCCGGACACUGCUACUGUGAGUGUUCAUGGGAAGGGCUUCAUGGCCCAGGACCUCACGAUCCAGAACACGGCAGGCCCAGAGGGUCUGCAGGCAGUGGCGCUCUUGUCAAGAUCGCACUUCUCCCUGGUCUACCGGUGCUCGAUCGAGGGGUAUCAGGAUACCCUCGACGCCGACACCGGAGACCAGAUGUAUCUGGAGACGGACAUCCACGGCACCGUGGACUUCGUGUUCGGCUACGCCAGGGCAGCCUUCCUGGGUUGCCGGCUCCUGGUUCGCAGCUCCGGCGCCAGCAAGCCCGGCGCUCACAACGUGGUUACCGCGCAGGGGCGCAACAACCCCUUGGACAGAUCCGGGUUUGCGUUCCACAACUGUUCGGUCACCGCCGACGAGGGCGCCAACCUCACGGGGGUGGAGACCUUCCUCGGCCGCCCGUGGAAGGAACACUCCCACGUGAUCUUCAUGGAGACCUUCCUCGGCUCCAUCGUCAACUUCACCGGCUGGGUGGAGUGGAACCGGAGCAACGGCCACAUUCCAGACACGGUGGUGUAUCUGGAGUACGCCAACUACGGGCCUGGCGCCGACACGAGCCGCCGCAUCAACACCACCGCCGUGCGCGUCGUCACCGACUGCGGCGAGGCGGCGCAGUACACCGCGGACCCUUUCGUCAACGCCAGCGCCUGGAUGCCCAAGGACAAGGAGGGCAGGGACAUCAUCCCCUACGCACGCGGCUUGAUCCGCGACCCGGCGUGCCCAGCCCCUCCAACAAGGGCAUGUGCUAGCAAGACCUAG
Molecule: messenger RNA, 1515 nt
Organism: Miscanthus lutarioriparius
Lineage: Eukaryota; Viridiplantae; Streptophyta; Magnoliopsida; Poales; Poaceae
Source: the annotation of a GenBank genome assembly